Molecule: messenger RNA, 471 nt
Organism: Dioscorea cayenensis subsp. rotundata (Guinea yam)
Lineage: Eukaryota; Viridiplantae; Streptophyta; Magnoliopsida; Dioscoreales; Dioscoreaceae
Product: valine N-monooxygenase 1-like
Exons: 2
Coding region: 1-471 (156 amino acids)
Molecular function (GO): monooxygenase activity; iron ion binding; oxidoreductase activity, acting on paired donors, with incorporation or reduction of molecular oxygen
Source: RefSeq, a predicted model, not a curated record
AUGCGUGGCAAAGAGGUCGAUAAUCUUGUUUGGUAUAUUCAAUAUCAAAGCAAAGUCGGAGAAGAGAUUAAUCUCCGAAAAACUCUUCGAUAUUAUACUGGAACCAUCAUAAGGAGGAUGAUGUUUGGAUGUCGGCAUUUUGGAAAGGGAGCCAAAGACGGCGUGCCAGGGCCAGGAGAGGAGGAGUUGGAACACGUAGAGGCUGCAUUCACUCUGCUUUCAUUGAUCUAUUCAUUUUGUGCAUCAGAUUUCAUACCAAGUUUGAGAAUUUUUGAUAUUGAUGGCCAUGAGAAAAUAAUGAAGAAAGCGAUAAAUGUGAUCAAUAAAUAUCAUGAUCCUAUUAUUGAAAAGAGAGUGCAACAAUGGAGGAGCAAUGGUGGUGUUAAUGGUGAGCCAGAGGACAUACUUGAUGUGUUCAUCUCUCUCAAAGAUGAUGAAGGAAAUCCUCUCUUAAGGAUUGAAAAAAAUUAA